GAUCCUGAUUAAGGCCGUCGUUCCGCUCCAGCCUUACCCUUGACAGACUAUCAUACGACCUUGCCCUUCCAGCAACCUUAAAUCAGAUCUUUCUCCUUCUUUCCAACAACCUCCUCCUCAUGGCGCCUCUGACGAAACUGUUGUCGCUCGCGCUGCUGGCCGCCUCGUCGGCCACCGCCAUUCAAACAAGCCUCGGCGUGAACAAGACUCCCGGCAAAGUCAGACGCGAGAUCGAGGCUCGCAAGCAAGCUUCUCACUUGUCUCGUCGCGAGGAUACCGAUCCGACAUUGCUCUAUCAAGAACACAACAUUUCCGUGCCCAUCGACCACUUCUUCAACGAUAGCAGAUACGAGCCUCACACCGAUGAAUCCUUUCCACUUCGCUACUGGUUCGAUGCGUCUCACUAUCAGCCUGGAGGCCCAGUCUUCGUGUUGCAGAGCGGAGAGUUCGACAGCGUGGCCAGGCUACCGUUCAUGCAGAAAGGCAUCGUUGCGCAAGUUGCAGCGGCUACGCAUGGUAUUGGAGUGGUUCUGGAGCAUCGAUACUAUGGCACCUCUUUCCCCGUCGCGAACUUGACGAACGAGAGUCUUCGGUUCUUGACGACGGAGCAGGCUCUGGCAGACGCUGCUUUCUUUGCUCAACAUAUCCAGUUUCCUGGCUUGGAAGAAUUCGGCGACCUGACCAGUAAUACUACCGCAUGGAUCACAUAUGGUGGAUCGUACGCUGGUGCGUUUAGUGCUUUUCUGCGAAUACAGUACCCUGAUAUCUUCUGGGGCGCAAUCUCCAGCUCUGGUGUCACCAAAGCAAUCUACGACUACUGGGAGUACAUGGAGCCGAUCGCAGAGUACGCUCCUCAGGAUUGCGUAGCGACUCACAAAGCUGUGUUCGACAUCGUAGACACCAUCUUGAUCUCCAAAAAUGACAGCUCGCUCUCUCUCGAGCUGAAGACUGCAUUCGGCUACCCCAACAUCACCUACGACGACGACUUUGCUGGAGCCUUGAUCUCUGGUCUUCAAUACUGGCAGAGUCUCAAUUGGGACCCCGAAAUGAGCUACAAUUACACCUUCGAGUAUUGCUCCAACAUCACGACUACUGAUGUGCUCUAUCCGGAAACGGAAAGCAAACGAACUGCCAUCGAAGGUCUCAUCUCCGAGGGAGGCUAUCAAGCCAACACAACGUUCGUAAACAAUAUCCUGAACAUGAUUGGCUGGUUGAAGUGGGAUUCCGACGCCAAUCAAUGCUCGGAGGGCGUGACCCAGGAUGAAUGCUACGGCACGCACUAUUCGACACCCAUUGAUACUACACUCGCAAACGCUGAUUACCUUACAUGGCAAUGGCAGACUUGCACAGAGUGGGGCUUUUUCUUCACGGCCAACGUGCCUAAAGGCGAGCUGCCUAUAAUCAGUCGCUUCGAUACUCUGGAGAGAGCCACCAGGGAAUGUCGUGAGCAGUUCAACAUUACGGGCCCACCAGAUGUGGAGCGAGUCAACAAGUAUGGCGGGUACGACAUUGCAUACCCACGGCUGGGGUUCAUUGCUGGGCAAUGGGAUCCCUGGACACCAGCCACACCACACGCCUUCAAGUACGGAGCCAAGAACCGCACAAGCACAGUCUCGCAGCCGUUCAUCGAGAUCGAGGCCGCCGUUCACCAUUGGGAUGAGAACGGGGUGUUUCCCAACGAGACGACGGCCGAUUUCCCACCACGAGCUGUCCAAGAUGCACAGGCUCGUGAGGUAGAAACGGUACUGGAGUGGAUGUCGGAAUGGAAGGCGCGGUGCGAGGGUGAGAGUGGUGGAUCGUGA
Zymoseptoria tritici IPO323 is the source of this 1802-nucleotide messenger RNA. It is a transcript of the gene MgSCP1, whose product is annotated as serine carboxypeptidase. The coding region runs from base 120 to 1802 and encodes 560 amino acids. The record is from RefSeq and is a predicted model, not a curated record. Gene Ontology annotation, molecular function: dipeptidyl-peptidase activity; serine-type exopeptidase activity. The transcript is spliced from 6 exons. Gene Ontology annotation, biological process: proteolysis. Lineage: Eukaryota; Fungi; Ascomycota; Dothideomycetes; Mycosphaerellales; Mycosphaerellaceae.